This is a messenger RNA of Helianthus annuus (common sunflower), 1478 nucleotides long. RefSeq lists its product as uncharacterized. The record is from RefSeq and is a predicted model, not a curated record. The transcript has 7 exons. NCBI's taxonomy places the organism in Eukaryota, Viridiplantae, Streptophyta, Magnoliopsida, Asterales, Asteraceae. The coding region runs from base 52 to 1314 and encodes 420 amino acids.
GGUAAACUUGGAAUGAACUACACAUUAAUUCCAUUCUCGCAUCCUUUCUAAAUGGCGGAAGUAAAACUUUCUUUUGGUUUUGCUGUAGUGUUGUAUGUGUUCAUGGCUGCACGUUUAUGUUACACCGACAACAAUAGGUCUUCAAGUUCCCAUGAGAAUGUUGAGGUUCAAAAGCUUUUAAAUAGUUUAAACAAACCUGCGGUCAAAUCCAUUAAGAGCUCCGAUGGUGAUAUAAUAGAUUGUGUUCGUAUCUCUGAUCAACCGGCUUUUGAUCAUCCCUUGCUCAAAAACCACACUAUCAAGAUGAGGCCAAUUUAUCAUCCAAACCCCGUAGAUGUCACCAAAGUGUCAUCCAUGAUGAAUUCUACAACAGAUGGGCGUUCAUCAUCAUCAAUUACUCAAUUGUGGCAUUCGACUGGAAAAUGCCCAAAAGGGACUAUCCCCGUUAGAAGAACAAAGAAAGUGGACGUACUCAGAGCCAGUUCUAUCAAAAGUUUUGGAAAGAAAAGGAGUUCUUUUGGUGCUAAAUCAAGCUUGUUUGAUGUUGAACUCGAUGCAAGUGAACAUCAUGAGUAUGCGGUUGCAUCUACAAAGAAUGGGCAGUUUUAUGGAUCAAAAUCAGCUCUAAAUCUUUGGAAUCCAAAAGUUCAAGAAAGUAAUGAAUUUAGUUUGGCUCAAACGUGGGUAGUAGGAGGUACUUAUGAAACGGGUCUUAAUACCAUCGAAGCAGGUUGGCAGGUGUAUCCAUUGAUCUACGGAGACACUAACACGAGGCUGUUCAUCUACUGGACUAGUGAUGGAUAUCAAAAAACUGGAUGUUACAAUCUUUGCUCCGGGUUUAUUCAAACCAACAAUAAGUAUGCAAUUGGGGGCAGUUUAUCUCCUACUUCAGAAACAGAUGGUACUCAACAAGAACUCACCAUACUUAUAUGGAAGGACAACGCAGGGGGCGGGGAUUGGUGGAUGCAACUCAAUGGAGAAACAAUAGGAUAUUGGCCAUCCUCGUUGUUUACACACUUAAGGAAUAGUGCGUCAAUUAUACAGUGGGGUGGAGAGAUUAUAAAUAGACGCUCACAAGGGCGUCAUACAACUACCCAAAUGGGCAGUGGUCAGUUUCCUAAACUAUGGUAUCGUAAAGCAAGUUAUAUAAGAAAGAUUGAAACAAUUGAUCAAUCAAACGCUUUAAGGACCGCAGAAGUAUCAACCUCACAUGAGCAAAAUUGCUAUGACAUUUUGACGCGCAUCACUACUGAUAACUUCUGGGGCACGCACUUUUUCUAUGGUGGACCUGGUCGAAACCCAAACUGCCCGUGAAAAAGUUGUAACAUCCGGAUUUUCAGUGUAAUAUAUAUUGGAUUGUUUAAUUAUAAGUACUUCCAAAAGAUUGCCCUUGGAAAGAUUGUAACAUCCCGAACUCUUGGUGUAAUAUACAUGGAAUACUUUAUUCUAUAUAUAAUAUAAAAAAUCUAUGUUUGUGA